This is a messenger RNA of Trichosporon asahii var. asahii CBS 2479, 1662 nucleotides long. Its product is annotated as cyclohexanone monooxygenase. The transcript has a single exon. Lineage: Eukaryota; Fungi; Basidiomycota; Tremellomycetes; Trichosporonales; Trichosporonaceae. Gene Ontology annotation, molecular function: flavin adenine dinucleotide binding; N,N-dimethylaniline monooxygenase activity; NADP binding. Bases 1 to 1662 code for a protein of 553 amino acids. The record is from RefSeq and is a predicted model, not a curated record.
AUGAUUCAGUUCGACUUUGACGCCGUCGUCAUCGGCGCUGGCUUUGCGGGCUUGUACGCCCUACGCAAGCUGCGCGACGAGGCGGGCCUGCACGUGCGUCUUUUCGAGAAGGGUUCCGGUGUCGGCGGCACCUGGUUCUGGAACCGGUAUCCGGGAGCGAUGAGCGAUACUGAAGCCCCCUUCUACCGGUACAGCUUUGACGCCGACCUGCUCGCGAGCGACACUUGGACGCGGCGCUAUAUUCCCCAGCCCGAGAUACUGGCAUAUCUCGAGCGCGUCGCUGGCCAUUUCGACCUGAUGCGAGACAUCCAGCUCAACACGGAGGUGCAGGCGCUGCAUUGGGAUGAGGGAGCCGGGGGCUGGCACGUCAUCACCGACCACGGCCGAUACACUGCGCGCUACGUCGUCACGGCCCUUGGCCUGCUGAGCGCUGUCAAUUGGCCCAACAUCCCCGGUCUCGCCGACUUCAAGGGCAUAUUGGCGCACACGGCCCAAUGGCCCGAGGGUCUCGCGCUCGACGGCCUCCGCGUUGGCGUCAUCGGCACGGGCUCGACAGGGUGCCAGGUCGUCUGCGCAACGAGCAGGGUUGCACGCCACCUGAUCGUCUUCCAGCGCAGCCCGCAGUACAGCGUGCCCGCCGGGAAUGGGCCCGUCACACCGGACGAAGUAGCAAGUUACCGCCAGCGCUGGCCCGAAGUGUGGGCACAGGUCCGCUCGUCGGCCGUUGGGUUCGGGUUCGACGAGAGCACCGUGUCCGCGCACAGUGUUAGUGACGCCGAGCGCGAGGCCGCUUUCGAAGCCGCGUGGGCACAGGGCAACGGGUUCCGAUUCGUAUUCGGUGCCUUCUGCGACGUCUCUACAGACCGCGGCGUGAACGAGCUCGCCGCAGCGUUCAUCCGGCGCAAGAUUUCGUCCAUCGUGCGCGACCCCGAAACUGCGCGGCGUCUCACGCCAACGGGCCUGUUUGCCAAGCGCCCCCUCUGCACGGACGGCUACUUUAACGCCUUUAACCAGCCAAACGUGUCGCUCGUUGACCUGCGAGAGACGCCGAUCGCGCAUGUUAGUGAGCGCGGAAUCGUCACUGAAGACGAGAUGGAGCACGAGCUCGACGUGCUCGUGCUCGCUACGGGCUUCGACGCCGUCGACGGCAACUACCGCCGCAUGGAUAUCCGGGGGCGCAGCGGCACGCUCGACGCGCACUGGGAUACGCCCAGCAGCUUCCUCGGCAUUGGCACGGCCGGGUUCCCAAACAUGCUCAUGGUCAGUGGGCCGCAGGGACCGUUUGCAAACCUGGUGCCCGCGAUCGAGGUGCAGGUCGAGUUCAUCGCGGAUCUGAUUGCCGAUGCGGAACAGCGCCGUCGCGGUGGCGGUGACGCUGUCAUCGACGUCAAGCCAGCGGCCGAGGAGCGCUGGACACAGCAAUGCCACGACCUCGCCAGGGGGACACUGUACGCCGAGACUGACAGCUGGAUCUUCGGCGCCAACAUUCCGGGCAAGAAGCACAAUAUCCUCUUCUACCUCGGUGGACUGGGAAAGUAUGGCGAGCAUCUCUGGGAGGAGGAGGAGGGCGGCUUCCAAGGAUUCCGCCACACCGCCCCCAAAUCUCUCGACGGCGUCAUCACAAGGGUGGAGGAGGUGGAGAUGCAGCCGGUACAGGCAUAA